Messenger RNA from Linum trigynum, 315 nucleotides. Lineage: Eukaryota; Viridiplantae; Streptophyta; Magnoliopsida; Malpighiales; Linaceae. The record is from the annotation of a GenBank genome assembly.
AUGAUGACCAUGGAUGACCUUCCAAAACCUUCUAAGGGGCAGCUCGGGAGUAAGAAGCGGAAAGAAGUGGAGCGUACUACUGCCACGGAGAAGGUCAGUAAAACGGCGCGCGUUGCUGAGCCAGCUGUGGAAACCGCGACAAAACCUCGGGCAAACAAGCCACCACGAGCUGAGAAGAUAGCGGUGGGUAGCUCUGCGGGCCCAUCUGUGCAACAAACCUUAACCGAUAUGCCUGGUUUCGAGGCCAUUGUCCCGACCCAUUAUCGUGAAGUGAGACUUCAUUCGGGAGUCGCUUCGUCUCUCACCGCAGCGUAA